Molecule: messenger RNA, 2197 nt
Organism: Neodiprion virginianus
Lineage: Eukaryota; Metazoa; Arthropoda; Insecta; Hymenoptera; Diprionidae
Gene: AstCC
Exons: 3
Coding region: 950-1363 (137 amino acids)
Source: RefSeq, a predicted model, not a curated record
AGCUCUUCUCCCAAAGGACGUCAACAAUCGGAAUAAAGCUCUGAGUUAAUAUCGACGCCGGGGGUUUAUUCAAGGAUCGGAAGGAUCGAUAAUUAACUGCGAUAUUAGAAAAGUUUCAUUUGCAAUCGAUCAAACGAGAGACGAGAGACGAGAAAGAGAAGGAGUUGGAAAUAAGAAGAAGGCUACAAUUUCGACGAAACCGGUUUUCGCACCUUGUAGAUAAUAGUACUGAUAACAAUAAUAUACACGUUGCACAUCAUCGUCGGAAGGAGAGAGAGAGAGAGAAAGGGAGAGAGAGAGAGAGAGAGAAAGGGAAGAAAGGACGGAACGCAGCGUAUCAACGUUUGCGAAUUAAAUAAAUGUGCAGAAUAAAAGCUCGGACCUAGAAUACAGCGGAGGAGGAGAGUUGAGAUCGUAAUAUUUGACCCGGCAAAGAAUCAAGAGUCUAAUCGGAAUAAUAAAAACAUUAAAGAUAAACGAUCAAGAAGAAGCUAUUCAAAAUUACUGUUACUGGAAGAUUUUGCUUUACAUAUACAUGAUAAAAUUAAACACCGUCUAAAUUCGUCAUCGAUAUAAUCGGAAAUAAGCGAAGAGAUUUGAGACUCUCGUUUCGAUCAAGAAAAUUACGAAAAAUUUAUUCGAACAAACUAGAGUCCCAUAUUUUUUUUUUUUUUUUUGCGUUUACCUUUUCCGCACAAUUGGAGAUCCCGAAUUUCGUUCCCAAUAAUUGUUUACUCUCUGUCUUUUACCGUUCUCUUCCGAGCCCAGCUUUGAUAAGAUUUUCCCGAAUCCAGACUCCGUCAGUAAAAAGAAAAAGUUGUUGGAAUAAAUAAAAAAUACACACUCGCGCACGCAAAAAGGCUAACUCGCCGCUUAAACCAAUCGUACAACCGUGGCCGUAGAGAACAAGUUCGUGAAUAAACAGUGAGAAACGAGGGGAUAUAAGAUAAUGGGGGUGUCGUUGAUCCCCGUGUUGCUGGUGAGUCUGGCCGUGGCGACUGCCAGCGGACACGCGAUGGCCAAAAGAAGCGCCGCCGGAAGUGGACCUGCGGCCUUCGACUAUCCCGAUUAUCCGGCGGCGAAGUACGACGAGUAUCCGGUGGUCGUGCCGAAGAGGGCGGCUUUGCUGCUGGACAGGUUGAUGGUCGCGCUGCAGAAGGCGGUGGAGGAGCAAGGCUCGGGAGGAUCGAGCGGCAGAUCGAUCUCGAGAUCGGCGCCCCAGCAGCAGCUGGUUAGCUCGCAGAUCGUCCCUGCAGUAUCGGCGGACGAACAGACGAUGGAUCUCCAGCGUCGUGGACAGGCGAAGGGUCGGGUCUAUUGGCGGUGUUACUUCAACGCUGUGACAUGUUUCAAGAGAAAGUGAUGAAGACGGACGAACGCGAGCAUGCAACAAUAAAUUAUCCACUCUGUAUCACUUCCUCUACUAACUAUAUCGAGUUAUGAAGCGAAAAAUCAAAGAAAACCAGAAAAAAAAAACAAAAAAACAGUAAAAGUAAAUUGAAAAAAUCCAAGAAUCUCCAAUUACUAGGUGCAAUCCUGCUGCAACUGACGCUGCAUAACGAUUCGAGUAAUUCUCACCGACUUGGAUGAAAUUUGAAAACUGUGUACCAUUAAAAAAAAAAAAAAAUUGUCCGGUCUCUAAUCCGUACUUUCGUUUCAUAGAAUUGAUGUGUAAUCGCUGAUUUCAAUUACAUGUACGUACCAAUCUGAAGUAUCUUUUUCUCAGAAUCUUGUUAUAUUGUUGAUUAGAUUGAUCGACUACCAUUAAUGCUGUUUCUACGCAACCUUUAUAUAGUUUCAAGCGCACAAUAUUGAAUCCCAUGACGUACCUAUCCGUGAACCCGAAACUGUGUUAUCGAGACUGACGUAGGGUAUCAUUAUAACUUUAUUACGUGUAUAUUAUCUAUUGCAUACAGUAUACAAAUUCCGUUAUUUAUCGCGACGCAUAUGUGAAGCGUGAAAAAAAACGAGGAUUAUACCAUUUUGCAUUACGUAUAAACGCUCACGUAAUAUAAUAUCGUGGCAUGAAAAAGAACACCGACCUUUUUUUCUCUUGUAUAAUUAACAAGCAGUUUGUAUUAUCUAUAAUUGUUAAUUGACCUGUACCACAAUCGUUUGUAUACACAUCGUCGACACGAACGUUUUUCAUUAUACACCCUGAUAAUUAUUAAAUACUAUAUUUGAAUAGCGUGCGAAA